AUGAAGUCGGCUGAAGAAGACGCUUUCAGCUACACUCCCAACAUCAGCCUGUCUCUGCCCCUCAGCGCCCCCUGCCUGCCGUCCCAGUACCACAGCCUGCAGUCCGGCCCCGUCAUCUCCGUCACCGAAGCCCAACAGGUGGACGAUCUCAGGGGGUCCGGCUACUACUCCUCCCCACGACCCAACGGCGCCCCGGCCUUAGAGAGCCCCCGCAUCGAGAUCACCGCCUACAGCCAGUUCACGGAAGACGAGGUGGAAGAGAGCGCCUUACCCGUGGCCAAACGCGUCAACUCCAUCGUCACGCUGACUCUCCCCAACGCAGACGGCUACCGGGAUCCCAGUUGCCUCAGUCCGGCUAGCAGCGUCUCGUCUCGCAGCUGCCACUCCGAAGCCUCAUCCUACGAGUCCAGCUUUUCCUACAACUACGACAACUCGCCGCAAAACUCGCCCUGGCAGUCGCCGUCGUUGUCGCCGAAGGGUUCCACGUUAGCUCUUCCUGGCGAGGCGCACUCCCCGUCUGGAUCGCCGCGAGCUAGCAUCACGGAGGACACCUGGAUGGGGCCCAGAUCCAGGUCGAGUUCUCCAUGCGGGGCCAAGAGGAAGUAUAGUUUCAAUGGGAGCGGGACGCCUCAUAAGUAUCCGUAUUCGCCGACGCAUUCGCCAGGUCUCUCCCCACAAGCGUCUCCACGUCUGAGCAUAACGGAUGACACAUGGUUACCGAACACUAACCAGUACACCAACUCGGCCAUUCUGGCGGCUAUAAACGCGCUGACGACCGAUGGGAUGGUGGAUUUGACGGAGGGGAUACCGUUGAAAGCCAGGAAAACCAGUUUGGAGCACAGUACCUCGCUCAGCCUGAAGAUAGAGCCGUUGAGCGACUUGGGUCACACCGAGCUGAGUCCAGAUGACAGGAUGAAGAAGGAAGUGGGAUAUGGAGGCGGGUUCCUGGAUGUACCGCAACACCCGUACUCAUGGACCAAGCAGAAGACAUACAUCAGCCCGUCCCUGCCCGCCCUGGACUGGCAGCUGCCCUCCUCCUCGGGCCCCUACUCUCUGCAGAUGGAGGUCCAGCCCCGGUCCCACCACAGAGCGCACUAUGAGACCGAGGGGAGCCGAGGAGCCGUGAAGGCCCUGAGCGGACACCCUGUGGUGCAGCUCCACGGCUACAUGGAGAGCGAGCCCCUGACCUUGCAGCUGUUCAUCGGCACCGCGGACGACCGUCUGCUGCGGCCGCACGCCUUCUACCAGGUCCACCGCAUCACCGGCAAAACCGUGUCCACGCCGAGUCACGAGGCCCUGCACCACAACACCAAGGUCCUGGAGAUCCCUCUGCUGCCGGAGAACAACAUGAGGGCCAUGUGA
Molecule: messenger RNA, 1362 nt
Organism: Knipowitschia caucasica
Lineage: Eukaryota; Metazoa; Chordata; Actinopteri; Gobiiformes; Gobiidae
Source: the annotation of a GenBank genome assembly